This is a messenger RNA of Sesamum indicum (sesame), 654 nucleotides long. The record is from RefSeq and is a predicted model, not a curated record. Lineage: Eukaryota; Viridiplantae; Streptophyta; Magnoliopsida; Lamiales; Pedaliaceae.
AUGGCAAAAAAGCCGAGCAUGGGCCGUCAAAAGAUUAAAAUCGAGAAAAUAGAGGUAAAAAAUCACCUACAGGUCACAUUUUCAAAACGGCGAUCAGGGCUCUUCAAAAAGGCUAGUGAACUCUGCACACUUUGUGGCGUUGAGAUUGCCAUAAUCGUUUUCUCCCCAGCUGGAAAAGUCUUCUCCUUCGGCCAUCCCAACGUGGAGUCUAUAAUUGAUCGGUUCUUGGCGCGAAGCACGGGCCCCAACUCCCACGAUCCGUUCUAUCUGGUCGAGGCUCAGAGGAAUGCUAGUGUUCGAGAGUUGAACCUGCAAUUAGGUCAAAUUAUUAAUGAAGUGGAAGUGGAGAGGAAAAGGGGUGAGAAUUUAGACAAUAUGAGGAAAACGAACGAGAGCCAUUAUUGGUGGGAGGCCCCUGUGAGUAAAUUAGGGUUAGACGAGCUCGAGCAACUGAGGGAUGCCAUGGAAGAGUUGAAGAAGAAUGUCACUCAGCAUGCAAAUAAGCUGAUGAAUCCAUCCUCGGUGUUUGUGCCAAACCGGGCUAGCGGCGUAUUCGAUCAGUACGAGAGUAAACCUAGUCAUGGAAUUGUGAGUUCCAGCCAUGUGAAUGCUGCUGUCAACAGUAACUUUGGAUAUUGCCAUGGAUUUUUCUGA